Messenger RNA from Aspergillus heteromorphus CBS 117.55, 4672 nucleotides. RefSeq names its product [Histone H3]-lysine-36 demethylase (gene jhd1). NCBI's taxonomy places the organism in Eukaryota, Fungi, Ascomycota, Eurotiomycetes, Eurotiales, Aspergillaceae. Bases 1 to 4236 code for a protein of 1411 amino acids. Gene Ontology annotation, molecular function: transcription coregulator activity; histone demethylase activity; zinc ion binding. The transcript has 2 exons. Gene Ontology annotation, biological process: regulation of transcription by RNA polymerase II; protein demethylation. The record is from RefSeq and is a predicted model, not a curated record.
AUGAUUAGUGCUACCUCCUUUUUGAAUCACCCCGGCAGCCGGCCGCCGCGGUAUCGCACUCCCUCGCCGCCGCGACGCGCCGUCGAGCCCAUCUCGCCCUGCUCGACCUCCGACUUCCGGGCCUCAUGGGUUGACCGCAGCGUCGCCCGCGUGUUCGGCCCCGAUCGCGACCAGUUCGUACCAAACAAUACCGCUUAUCACCCUGCUGAUGGGGCUGCUGCUCACCGGUCCAGCCAUGGCCGUUCUAGUUCGACUAUUGAUACCCUCGCGACGAUCGCUCUAGCGACGAGUCCGACCUUCGCUCCCCUCUCCUACCGACCUCCCUCCCAAAACUCCUCCGCCCCCGCCAGAUCGCUAUUCCCCCACGAGCCUCUGGAAUCUACAGAACGCCCGGCCAAGCGUCCGCGGUCGGAAAAAGAUCCGUCGCCGUUCUCCCAACACCGGCCGGUUGCUUUGCCCGAUGCAAAUUCUGCCAUGCUGCUCGACCUUGACAGCAUGAAGACGGACGCAGAGCUGCUGCUGAACUUUUCACGGCCACUGCCUCCCCCUCCUCCGAAACGAGUCAGUAUCGACGAGUCAUCCUACCAUUACGGGGAGGAGCAGAGGCAUCACGCCACGGCGGAUUUCGGAGGUGCGAGCUGGAGAUUGACCGACGAAAAAUACACCUACCACACCCCUGGGAGCAACAAUGUGCCGCCCUCUCGAAUGAGAUCGCAGUCCGACGGGUCGGCUGCCAUCUCGCGCCCGGUUAUCCAAGGCGCGCGCCCGAACACGAGCUCCUCCACCCUCCCGCCGAUCCUUUGGCAGGAAGAGGGCGACGCCGACGACCACUGGGGCUCGACAACCAGGAUCGCACUGAAAGGCCUUCAGUCAGACACACAAAGCUUAUUGCAUGCCACCGGUGUCGCGCCAAUGCCGGCUCGGCCUUCCAAGGUCGAGGACGACAUGGAAAUGGAGGAGUCGAGCCAAGCCAGUUGUGCGGCCUGCAAUCUCGUGCGGAUCCCGAUAGACACUGGGGAGCAGGGCGACGUAACAUGGAUCAGCUGCGAUGGUUGCAAACGGUGGUUUCAUAUCGUUUGUGCCGGGUUCAAGAAUGAUCGCGAGAUUCGGACGGUGGACAAGUUUAUCUGCCGUGGAUGUCGUGGCGCUUUUGGAAACACCACAUUCGUCCGCAAAUCCUCGAGAGCUCGGACUGCUAUUGACUAUGCUGGCCUCAAUCAAGGCCUCGUGAAGGCAGCCUCGGACUCGCUGGAGCACCACUACAUCGAACCCAUUCGACAGGGCAAAAUCCAAUUCCUCCCGGAGAAUUUCCCCCGCAUGCGUCCGGAGCUGGUCACCGCCGAGUACUUCGAGCGAGGAAAUGGCAUGACAGAACCAAUUGUCAUCCCUGCUGAGUGGAACACUCGUGAAUCUGCUUCCAUCGACGAUUCCGAACUCGACUCUCUCGCCCAAGAGGCUCCCACUCAAGAGAUGUUCGACGAGCUACUUGAACAUCUAGUCGCAGACAGCCAAGACUGCGAGCAGGUGAUCGAUUGCGGUCAGGACCAGUUGGAUAUGGUCAUCCCACAAGGCCUCACCGUUCGACGAGUGGCGGAACUCUACGGUCCGGAGGAACGGGUGGAAGUUAUCGACGUUAAAUCACAACAAGGGGAAGACAAGCGAUGGACUAUGCAGAAAUGGGCCGAUUACUACGAGAGCACUGGCGACAAGGUUGUCCGCAACGUCAUUAGCCUGGAGGUGUCGCAGAGCCCACUAGGCAGGCUAAUUCGCCGGCCUAAGGUCGUCCGUGACCUUGAUCUGCAAGACUCCGUUUGGCCCGAGGAACUCCAGGCGGUUAGUGACUUCCCGAAAGUUCAGUUCUACUGCUUGAUGUCUGUGGCCGACUGCUACACCGACUUCCACAUCGACUUUGGCGGGUCAUCCGUCUACUACCAUAUCCUGAAAGGCAAAAAGACCUUCUUCUUUAUCCCGCCAAAAGAUAAGCAUUUAAAGAAAUAUGAAGAAUGGUGCAAUUCACCCGCCCAGGAUUCUACGUUCCUCGGGGAUCAAACCAAGGAAUGCUACCGCGUGGACCUCGGCGAAGGCGAUACGAUGCUGAUCCCGUCGGGCUGGAUCCACGCCGUCUGGACGCCUGAGAAUAGUCUGGUCAUCGGCGGAAACUUCCUGACCAGGUUGAACUAUGGGAUGCAGAUCAAAAUCGCGCAGAUUGAGAAGGACACCAAGGUUCCUAGAAAGUUCCGGUACCCGUUCUUCCAGAAAAUUCACUGGUAUACUGCACUGAGGUAUCUUGAGGAUGACCCGCUGCCUCAGGGUGUCCUGGACGCCUUCGCACAGGAUGAGAACUACCGCUUCCACCGAGGUUACCCCAUCUACUACGAAUUUGGAGAACGAUCUAACCCUGCCCCCGCCGGAUCCCCCUAUCACAACUCACGUUUCUAUUCCCAGGCGGAACUGGAAGGACUGCCAGAUCUGGCCAAGUAUCUCCUCCGCACCGCGCUGAUUGCAGGCUCCUACCACAUCGAAGGCGUGACGAUGGACGCCGGAAAUGCAGUCAGGCGCUCGAUACCCAAGAUGUCGGGUGAUCCGAUUGACGUCGUGAGAAAGUUUGGGAUUUGGGUUGCCUGGAAGCGCGGGAACGAGAGAGCGCCACAGUGGACUCGCCCGGGUGUGGUGGAGAGCAACGCGAAGCUCAGUCUGGCGGAGAAGAAGCCGGCUGGGCGACCUAGCCGUCGUUCCGAGCGGAAUACCGACAGCCAGCGCACGUACACCGAGAGACAGGCUGUGCAGCGACUUCCGGAACCGCGCGAGUCUUCUACGGAGGUCAGCAACAGCAACAAUGCCCCCAGCCUUCCAUCCACCUCGGGAACGACUUUACCGGUGAGCGCUUCAGGCAGCGGAAUGAAAGAGGAGGUGGUUCCGAAGCCUCGAGCUACACCUCGCGGUUCCGGAUUGGGUCCUAAGCGGGUUGCUUGUGAUGCGUGUCGCAAACGAAGGAUCCGGUGUCACCACAAGGACGAACAGCACGACGGGCUUUCGGCCAAGCCGACGGCCGUGGCUGCAUUUGCUGCUGGAAGUCAUUCGCUAGCGCACGACGCAGCGACGGCGCUGAACUCGUUGGCCGCCAUCGCAUCGGAGGCGGGCUUUCAAGACAGUGCAAAUGGAAGAAGUCUGGAUCGGUUCGAAGUCUCCGGGAAGUUUAACCCAGCUAUCUUGGGCACGCCGCAUGCACCUAUCAACCGGCUCAACGAUGUUAGCCCUGACGGCCUGAAUAGCGGCAAGAAGGGCCGCAGCAAGGCUUGUGACGAUUGUCGGAAAAGCAAGCGUCGGUGUAUCCACGAUGAGUAUGGCCGGAUUGACCCGGUCAAGGCCCAGGAACGAGCGAAGCCCCGCGCGGCUGCUUCGGGCAAACGACCCCGCCCCGAAGAAGGGACUGGCUCUGCGAGCAAGCGCAUGAAGCAGGAAAGCACUUCGCCUCUGGCAAGACCCGCGCAUCUCAGCCGCGAGGGCAUGAUGGAGACACAAGAUGCUCGACUGGCCGAGCCUACCCACCAGCCGGACUUCAAUGCGCCUUUCUCCGGUGUCUCUCACGACGACCAGGACUAUUCACAACCAGACAUGGUCGAGAAAGAAGCGCCGCUCGGACAGACCUCGUACGCAUCGCCGCCAGCAUUCCAAACCGACACCAUGGACGCAAAAGAGAUGGACUCAGCACCGGUCUCCAAGCCCACAGCCACCCUUGUAUCACCGCCGACGUCGCUGGCCGAUGAGACGGAUGUUCCUCAUGAGCACGCCGAUGGGGAGGGAGAACAUGGGGUCGUCCUUCACACGCCCACGUCGAGUUCACGGCAUUCCUCCCGGCAGCCUCGCCAGGUCGACCGGUAUGUGCCCGAGGUGCAUGUCUUGAAGCCGACCAAGCCGCCGACGCACACGCCCACCGCGCGCCGCUCGUCGUUCGGCGGAUCGAGUGCGGGAGUGCGCAAGUCGACGCCGGGUCCAUCGUCAGGCUCGAAAACGUCUUCCUCGCGGCCCUCCUCGUCCUCGCAAGCCAAGAAGAGCUUCUGGCCCACGGACGAGAGAAAGGGAGACCGCCACGCGGCGUCCUCGGCAUCGCCUGGGCACACGGGCAAGAACCCGAAGCGUGCGGUGGACGAGGAGCCCGAUGCGGAGAGUCUGCGCCUCAUUCGCGAGCUGCAGGAAGCGGAAUUCGGGCUGCGGAAGCGAUCGACGCGAGUAUGAGGCUCAUGCAGAUUGGGACACCAUUUUUCUUCUAUUUUCACCUUUAGACCAGCUAGAUCGGGCGACCGGAGACUCGGGUUUGGAACGAUCGAGUUCGAUCAGAUUUGCUAGGAUGCGGAGUUUGACGGAAGGAGUCUGGCCAAGGGUUGGCUUAGUUUAUUUUGCUUGGGUUGUUUCUGAUCGAUUGGCGUCACGUUGGCGGAUUGGGGGUUUACCUUGUCUUGUCUGUUUUGCGGUCUGCACCAGGCGUUUAAUGUGGGAGUCUUGACCAGAUGGUCCUUCGUUCCUUUGGUGUUGUGUUUCCUUGAAUUCGAUGGAGCUUCGGCUCGGACGCCUACGGCGGUCCCUUGUUUAUUUUCAUUUUUUUCAGUAUACCUCCCUUGGCGCGUUUCUCAGCCUUUUUCAGUCCGACCGGGCUGCCGGGCUAGCCCUAAUG